AUGCCCGUCGACAACCUCCAAGUCGUCCUCGCCGAGCGCCCCACGGCUGAAAUCAUCCCCGGCACCACCUUUCACCAGCGCGUCACUCCUGCUCCCACAGAAGCCGACUUGGCCGACGGCGAUGUCCUCGUCGAGACCCUCUACCUGUCCCUAGACCCCGCCAUGCGCGGCUGGCUCAAAGAGGAGCGCUCCUACCUCCCACCCGUCGAGAUCGGCGCCGUCAUGCGCGGCAGCGCCGCCUGCCGCGUCCUCGCCUCCAAGAACCCCGCCGUACGACCCGGCGACCUCGUCAGCGGCCUGCCCGGCUGGCAGCAAUACGCCGUGCUCAAGGCCGGCUGGUACGAGCCGCAAUCCAGCUUCCCGGACCUGCAGGACGCCAAGCACAUGAUCUCCACCUUUGGCCUCACCGGCAUGACCGCCUGGGUCGGCAUGACCCAGAUCGGCGAGCCCAAGCCCGGCGAGCUCGUCGUCGUGUCGGGCGCGGCCGGCGCGACGGGCAGCGUGGCCGGGCAGAUUGCCAAGGCGAGGGGGGCGCGCGUGAUUGGCAUCGCGGGUGGCGAGGACAAGUGCCGCUGGCUGGUGGAGGAGCUCGGCUUCGACCAGGCGCUCAACUACAAGGACCCGGAGUUUAAGAAGCAGUUUUUGGAGGCUACCAAGGAUCACAUUGAUGUGUACUUUGACAAUGUCGGCGGAGAGAUCCUCGAGCUCGCGCUACGCCAGGCCAAGGAGUUCUCGCGCUUCGUCAUGUGCGGCGCCAUCAGCCAGUACAACACCUCGCAGCCCGUCGGCCCGCGCAACAUCACCCGCAUCGUCCAGAUGCGCAUCCGCAUGCAGGGCUUCAUCGUCUUCGACCACAAGGCCCGGUACCCCGAGGCCCGCGCCGACCUCGCGCGAUUGCUGGCCGAAGGCAGGCUCAAGACGAGCAUCCAUCUGCUGAAGGGCGGCCUGCAGGUCGCUGAGCAGGGGCUGGUCGACCUCUACAAGGGCAUCAACACGGGCAAGUUGAUUGUCGAGCUCAAGAACCCGGACGAGAGCCCGGCGAAGCUGUAG
Molecule: messenger RNA, 1050 nt
Organism: Cordyceps fumosorosea ARSEF 2679
Lineage: Eukaryota; Fungi; Ascomycota; Sordariomycetes; Hypocreales; Cordycipitaceae
Product: NADP-dependent leukotriene B4 12-hydroxydehydrogenase
Exons: 3
Coding region: 1-1050 (349 amino acids)
Molecular function (GO): oxidoreductase activity, acting on the CH-CH group of donors, NAD or NADP as acceptor
Source: RefSeq, a predicted model, not a curated record